Molecule: messenger RNA, 917 nt
Organism: Trichobilharzia szidati
Lineage: Eukaryota; Metazoa; Platyhelminthes; Trematoda; Strigeidida; Schistosomatidae
Source: the annotation of a GenBank genome assembly
CAAUCGCUUGUCAGAAGUCAUACCUUGUGGCGCUGGUUAUAUUACUAAAUAUGGAUGACAAAUUUAAAGAGUUGGAAUGUGCUUCUAUCAGGUCAUUGAUCAGUCUACGGACUUCAUUAUCUAAGGAAGUUUCUGCCUCUGUUUCUAGUAAGAUUUACUUGUGGUGAUAUCUAGUGCUUAUAGGAAUCAGAAGACAAUUUCAACGAGCUCAAAAUGGUGUUGACAGCGAAGUCCGUCGCCUGCAGGACGAGAACGAAUCUUUAAAAAGAUCGUUAAAGCACAUGGAGGAUGUCAUGAAAGGCAAAGAAAUGGAGAUAUGCGGUUUGCGUCGCCAAGUACAAAGCUUUUCUUCUGGGGGAGCUAUGUGCACUGUAUGCUCCCGAACAGUCAAUGUCACAGCUGACUUGUUGGGUGCUGAGAGAUGCAAAACAAAGUCCAUCUUAAAUCAUAAACGUCCUCAUUUGAAUACUUCAGCAUCAGAUGGUGCAUCCGUUUCGACCUCGAGCAGCAGUAUCAAGCAACCAAUCAAGAAACGCCCAUGUGUCCAAGACACUGUGACGGAGAGUAUCCUGGACAACCAUGUCAACACAACACCUACUGGCACUCGUAAAUCCCCAUCUGGGGAAGCUGAUCAAAGUCAGCAUGAUGAAACAUCUAACACCGAAUCAACAACACUAACGAAUAGUGUGUUUCCCGUAGGCUCACUCAGUCCACCUUCAGAAAUAUACGAUGCCUCCUUAGCGAUUAAAAAUGCCGUAAACCACAAUGAUUUGGCAGAUUACGAUGUUACAUGUCGAGAUUCUUCUAUGCAAGACCAACCACAAUUGCCAAAAAAGCUGAAUCCGCACCAGCUUUUAUACAAAAGACGAAGCAGGCCCGUCGGCGCUGAGUCUGCCCCACAGAAAAUUAUUAACAAG